AUGAGCAUGGCCUUUCGGUUAUAUUCAGGAUCGCUCAUUUAUGGAGAUACUGGCGUCAGCAAGCAAUCAACUAUUCGCGAGUUGGUGAACUACAUCGGCGCCCAGUGUGUCGUGUAUGACUGCUCGAUUCAAUUUUCGAUGCAGCAAUUGGGUCGUAUCUUGGGGGGAAUCGUCCAGUGUCAAGCCUAUGUGUCUAUGAUCGGGCUGGAGCAAGUGGAAUCUGACGUUUUUGGGCUAUUCGUUCAUCAAAUCAAGCGACUACAGCAUGCUCUCAAGACACACAAGGAAAAAAUUCUUCUCGACAGUGCGCUCGUCUCCCUCGCCAACCACAACUAUGGUGUCUUUUGCAAACUGACGACGUAUUCCGAAGUGCGCACAACCUUGAUGGUGCGAACGUGUGCCUCUGCCUUUGUCACGUUCGCGUGCAAGUUUUCGCUCCCGGAUGUGUCGGUCUUAAUUGGUUUGUACUUGACGUGUCACGGAUUUCGUGACGUGGAAAACUUGACCAAGUCACUGCAUUCGUUCUUGUUGCUUCUCGGGACGACGUAUUGUCCGUGCCCUGGCGAAUUUCAAUGCGUUCGCAUUGUACGAAAAAUCGUGGACCUGGCAGCAAGAUACUUGGAGUUGUUUCGCGAUGAAGACCAAGUGGUCGCGUAUGCUGUGUGGAAUUCAGUUGGGUCUCGCAUUUCCCCAGAGCGAAAGAACGCAUUCUUGACGCUCCUGCAUCGGCAGUUCCCUUCAUUUCGAUAUGUGGACUUGGACGUGAGCAAAACAAGGACCCACAUUCACGAGCAAAUGGAGUUGAGAUGCCUCGUCCCGACACCGAUAAGCACAAGAAAAGUUGCCGAGUUACACCACUUGUGUUCCAUGUAUGCCAUAAACGUCGUCACAGGGGACAUCUCAUCUGGCAAGUCGACGACCAUUGAACUAUUGAGCGGACUGAGGCGGUACGCCGAAGGCGAACAACGUGUCAAGUGCUUCCGCAUUGCCACCGAAACGCUGUGUCCGGCGGAGUAUUACGGCCACGCACAUCAAGAUUUUCUUCGAGACAUGGUACGCAACAUUUCCAUCAUCAUGGUUCGUCAGUUUUAUCAGGAAUACUCUAGUGCUCUGGAAAACUGGUCGCCGUCGGCGCUCAGUCGAUUUGGAAUCAUGUACCUGCCGGCGGAUGGAUUACCGUACACAGUAUUCAUCAAAGCAUGGAUCUUGCGACUCGAAAAAGCCAACCCCCCCUUGGACGAACGAAUCCUAUCUGUGGCGCAGCAGUUGGCGCAGCUCAUGCGUUCGCACCUCCCCAGUUUGAUUGAAGUGAACAAGCUCGUGUCGACAUUGCAUAAAUUUCUGGAGAAGCUGAGCGCGAACUCCCCCACCUUGAAGGCCGAUGCGAAUUUAAUGUACCUUUGUGCGUGCACGUGGACAGUUGGCGUCGUCGUCAAAAGCUCUGCGAGGCCACUGUUCCAUGAGGCGCUGAUGAAGGUUGCUCCAGAACUGAAGUGCCACAAAUUGUUUACGCAUGGGCGUACGUUUUACGAUGUCUUUUGGCGCUCUGAAGGAACCAGCAUUGGAUUGGCGUCGUGGUCUUCAAGAGUUCACCAAGCGGACUGGUCCGCACUUUCCAACCACCACCAUAUUCUGAUUGCCAACGAGACAUCAGUGUGCGUCGAGCACUUGGUGUCCAACUUCGCCAUGGACAAGCGAAAUGUAUUACUUGUUGGGGCGAGUGGUGUCGGCAAGUCGUCCUUAGCACGCCGGGCACUCAUUACCCUCAGUGACCGUAACAUGACACGCGUGAUCAAAAUCGGCAAGAAGACCAGUGCUGUAUCGUUUCAGGAUCAAGUCAUUUUAGACCUCGAACGAAAGAUGAAAGGGCUCUAUGGACCUUGUACGGGAAAAGAGUCUGCCAUAUUUCAUGUGGAGGACAUGCACUUGAGCAAUAAGGAAUGCCAAGAGCAACUUCGCCAGGUCGUGGAUGCCAAGGAAAUUUAUCACCGCGUGUCUUUCGAUCACUUGGAGCUCGUGUCGUUAGUAUUUGUUGCUCUUGCCUCGCUCAAUCCGAGCUCGGUGAUGGAAUUGCCGCUUCGACUACUUCGUCAUUUCCACUUGAUAUGGAUACCAGAAUUCUCCCCCGACUCGAUAUUUCAGAUGUUCAAAUCCCUGCCUACUUGUGUCCUCGAACGGUUCCCUGUUUCGCUGUCAUUGGAUGCGUGUUGGAAGAUCCUCCAAUUUCCGCUGCUGGUACUUCAAGCUAUGUGGGCACACUCGUUUCAGUCACGACAUGCUAUUUUCACCAUUGGUGACGUGCUGGACGUGUACGGGUGUUUGUUGAGGUCGGCAAAGUCAAACUUUGAGUCGAAAUCAAAGCUGGAACGGGUUAUGCUCAAUCUCACGGCCAUUUGUUUUCGAGCGAAAUCCAACUUUUCGGAUCAAGACAAUUGGGUGUACCCAUACUUGACGUCCCCCAUCCUGUCAACGCUGGAGUUUGAUACCCACGACGAAUUGUCGCUCUAUUGCUUUUCCAAUAACGGCAACGGCACAAGCUACACGAGCAUAUCCCAGCAAACUGCCGUCAAUUUGUUUGUGACUGGCGACGAAAAAUUUCAGUGGCACCACCCGUCAUUCAAUGAAUCAAUCGUGAGGCAGCUAGUGCCGUUUCCAGCAGCUGUCGAUUCCUUCCUACGCGUCCUGAUUGGCCUUUCUGAAAUGAAACCCCACGUCUUGAUGAAAGGCCCUCGAGGAUGUGGCAAACGUACUACGGUGAUCCUGGUUUGUGGUAUUCUCUCGUUCAAGUACGUCGAAAUACGACAAAAUACGCACGCGGUCAAGUUGGUCAAGGAGACGCUUCUGGCAGUCGGAACGAACGCUUCCAACUACAUCAUUUACGUGGCAGCCGACGAGCUUUCGAGUGAUGUCCGGCAGCUGAUCAUGCAUGUCCUUCGAGACGGCGACAUUCCGUGGGUUAUGUACGAGCCCCACGAGCUGGAGUUAAUCUCGGAGGCAAUAAAAAAACUGCCUUCGUUCCAGCAUAUGAACCCCAGCAAAGCGCAGUGCUACAGCCAAUACCGUGACAACUUGAAAAAGCAUGUCCACAUUGCCUUGUCGCUGCGAAAUGACAAUGCUGUUUUGGACGAGUGCGUCGACGAAGAUGCAUCCCUGUUGCACUCAUGCAGUUGCCACGACUUCACUGCUUGGAGCCUCGACUCAUUCAAAGCGAUUCUUGCUACCUCGGCAAUCCCACCGCUAUUGCAUCCCCUGAUGCAGCGAAUUCACGAAUCGGUGCUUGCAGCGAAAGUCACCAUGUCACGAUUAUCCCGUCUCAAUACGUCACGUGCGUUUAAAGUGUGGAUAAAUUCGUUUGAGAAGUUGCACCAUCAAUGUCGCAAACGCUUGGAUGCAAUCCAGCAACAGUACUCGGCAGGGCUGAAAAACAUGAAGAAACUCAUCAAAGAAAUUGACGUACUGAAUGCGAAAGAAAGAAAGAUGGCUAAGGCCCUUGAAGUCAUCGGCGUCGAGUCCGAGCAGCUCCACCAGCGAUAUGAGAAGCAACGUGCGAUCGAGCAGAAGCUGCACGACUCGUUUGCAGACGAAGAGCGUGCUUACCAAGUGAUGAAGAACGCGAUCGACGAAGAAAAGCGCAAUCUCCAAUGUGAAAUCGACCAAACUGUUCCUGAGAUUCAAGCCGCGAUCAUGUCUUUGAAUAAAAUCAACAAGCUGCAUAUCACGGAGAUGAAAUCGUUCACGUCGCCGCCAGACCUCGUUCGUCUCGUCAUGCAAGCGGUGUGCGUUUUGCUGGGUCACGGCGCGUCGCCAACGUGGGACGACGCGUUGUUCGUGCUGUGUGAUAUGAAAUUUUUGGACCGACUCAAGUUUUUUGACAAAGACAACAUUCAAGAUAGCGUCAUGCGAAAACUCGACAAGUUUAUACAACACCCCAAGUUUAAUGAGGAGGAAAUGAAGCGCGCAUCGAUUGCGUCGACGUCACUCUGUCGAUGGGUUCUCGCAAUGGUGCGAUACCACACUGUAAUGGCAUACGUUCGGCCAAAGCAAGCCAAGUUGGAGACCGCUCAUGAUCAUGUGAGUAGGCUCGAGUGCACCGUUCGGGCGGCUACGGAAGCUUGGAGAGUUUGCGAAGCCAAAACAAAAGCGCUUCACACCGCGUGGAAGGACAACGAGGCGAAAAAAGUUGAAUUACAAACUGAGUUUCACCAUCUCCGCGAACGGACGGUGGCUAUCGACCGCGUCAGUAUUGUGUUUGAGAACAUCAAGCCAGUACUGCGGAAGCAACUGCACCACUUGAAGAGUGCUGACGAAACCAUCAUGGGGGACUGUCUCGUGUUGACGGCCACCUCUUCUUACUUGGGCAAUGUAAUUCCCAGUCAACGAGUGCCGCUGUUGGAAUCGUGGAAGAUCCUAUGCACCGCGUCGAAAAUUCACACGGCGCCGGACAUGCUGCAGUCGACGCUGGGGAUCGAAGGCGUCCAGGAAUUGCGCGCAGCUUGUUCUGUGAUCGACAGUCAAAUUCUGAUCAACCUGAACCAGUUGAAUCGUUGGAGGCGUUCUGCUCCAUACAAAACGUUCUCGUUGUUGUGGGACCCAGCGGGGAUUGCAACAGCGUGGAUCAAGUCGAUGGAGCGCAUGGGACUUGAAGUCAUAUCUGCCGACGACCCGAUGAUCAUGUCACGAUUUGAAAUGACGUUGCCGAAUUCCAACAUUGUGAUUUUGGUGGAUCGCGUUGGGCAAGUCAAUGAAUCAGUCAUGUGGGACCUCUUGCAAGUUCUGGUCAACCACACUUCGAAACGUCCCAUCUACUUUGUGUCUGAAUUUGAUUGUUCCGAGUCGUGGAGUAUGGAGUUAGUCGAGCGAUUUGAGAUCAUCAGCUUCGAACUCAGCUCAAGCGACCUGCAAGAAUACGUUCGGCACAUAUUCUACUUGCACUUUUCCGCUGCACAAGAGAACGAAUGCCGUAUCCUGAACGAACGCUUGCUGGACGAUUUGAACCAUCGACAAACCCAUGUCGAUCACCUCUUGAGGCAAAUCGCACUGUCCCAAGCCAACCUAUUGACGUGUGAAGAAGACAUGAUGUCUCUCGUGACUCGCAUGAGUUUAUUGACUCAGUCCCUGGGCAACAUUGAGAUAAAGACAAACGCGCUGUCCCAAAUAGAGCAGAGCCGCAGCCCGUUCCUCGAGUACGUGAUCCGAUCGUCGUGUUUCUCGUGGAGCUCACUCGCUUCGUCAAGAAUUGGCCGCCGUGGUCUCACGUUGUUGGAUGCGGCCGGCACCUUUGGCAUCAACAAACCACACAAAUGUAUCGCCAUGCUACAGUACAGCAUCACAAAACUCCCGAUGGACGUCGUGCUUCAACCUAUUGGCCAAAUUUGCACUCACGUGACCGCUGCAUUUAUCCAAGAAGCGCUCCACAGUUUACCGUCUGAAGUGCACCUGGGCUUUUGCUUCUACGUCGCACUGGGAAUUUGUGAAGCUCAUCACCCCGACGUUGUCGGAAUUAUCAAGGGUCAAAUCACUGUAUUCCGCAAUAUUUCGUACCCUGGCCUUCAUGUCAUGGUCGAUCGUUCGUCGCCGACGAUUACCCAUGCCGUCGCAUCUCGAGUGAUUGCGUCGGCUAUCCGGGCUUGCGUCGAUCGUAUCAUGAGCAAGAGAGCUGGAACCAUCCAAGCACUUCAAAUGGCCAAGAUUCUUGACGGAUCAGCACGUGUAUACAUAACACGGGGUGGCAAAAAGAGAAGCGCUAUCCUUGUUAACCUGCUGUCCAAGUGGCAUGUUCUGUUUCAGAAGUCAACAGCGUUUGCUGCGGUUGUCGACGACGUCGAUAGCUUUCCUGGGUUGUACGAAACCUUUGCGAAGUCGUCGCCAAAUUCCGUGCAUGACCUUCCAUCGACGGCUAUUGUGUCCCUUUUGCCCGUUCUCGUCAAGUUUGCCAUGGUCGCGCUCUCCCACGACCUUAUGACUCAAACCAUGCUCCACGACUUGGUCAUGGCUGUCAUUCCUGGCGCGCAGUUUCCGUCCACGUCGAUCGUCAACAUUGCAGGACAAACGGACGCUCACCGUCCCAUCGCUCUACGAUACAAUGCAGACCUGAUUGUGCAUCCAUUGUGGAGUCUCGUGGAGUCCGCUCAGAGCAUUGGCAUUCGAGAAGACGAAGUUAUGUACUUUUCCUUGGCAUCACCCGAUGCCGUGUCGUCCGCACUGAAAACAAUCAAGGAGGCUGCGUUCCAUGGUGGAUGGGUUAUUUUACAGGACUUGCGCCACAUCAAACCGUCGGAGAAAGCCGAGCUCACACGACAAUUCGAAGCCAUUGCGUAUGGUGAUCUCGCGGUGAACGCUGACUUCCGGCUUUGGUUGAUUCACGAUGACGCCGAGUCGAUGUUUCCAACGUGCAAUGUCAAAACGUACUUCUUCAACACGGCAAGUAUGAUGCCGCAUGGCAUUCACCACGCCAAAGGAACGCUCCACACCAAGUACAUGCCCGGCAUUUUGCUAUUCCAUUCGUUGGUUGUAAAUGGAUUGCACGCGGGCAGUCCUGCGGCGGCAUCGAUGCCGUACAGCAUGUAUGAAGUGGAGCAAGCCGACUUUUUGCUUCGAACGUUGUGCGACGAGAAGGAAAUCGCGUCCGGAAUUCACGCCGAAGAGUGGACUCCUGCCCAAGUUGCGACGGUCCUCGUAGCACUCUACAAGUGCAAAACGGCCGACGCGACGCUGUGCACCCAGUACGAUGUGCUGUAUCGAUGGUGCCUGGAAGUUGUAACCAGUCACUCUUCCACCACUGAGGACACUGCUUUAUCGCCGCAGUGGCAGCAGUCGUUACUACUCACGGUUGCCACUCUCACCGAAUUCCGCACGAACCUUGCUCUUCCCCCCAAGGACACGAACGCCAAUGCUUCUCGGCGAUCUCUGUCAGAGAUGCUGCCGCCUCCAACUACGUGGUUGAGCGCCACAGCUUUGGGACUACCGCAAUCCAUCCACGGGUACUUUGACUGGGAAAUGGCCGAGACAACCUUGAGCCAUUUGACCGCGCUGGCCAGCCAACGCCCGAUGACAGCGAUUCCGACCGCCACUGUCGUCGACGUUCUCAUGUUUCAACUGCCCAAACCCACGGUAUUUCAGCAUGCAGCUCGAAAAGCAUGGCAUGCAUCGUCCGAUACAGUUGAAGAAGUGCUUUGGCUCGAGAUGCUGGGUAUGGAAAAGUACUUGAACCGGGUCUGGUUCCACUUGCGCGCGGCAUCCUCGACUGCCGAUGGCAUGCUCCAUCGCGGAUUUGUCGCCGAGUGGAUGCUGUCAAAAUACGCAGCCCCCCUUCGCCUGCGAGAUUGGAUUUCGUGGGUCCAAGCGACAGUCAGCAUGUAUCAGGAAUGGCUUUGGUCCUUGCGCCUUCCACUGCUUCGUUUGCAAGCCUUCGAGAACCCUCAAGCUCUGCUCAUUGCAGUGCUGGAACAAUACGCUGUUGCCCACAACGUACCUGUCAGCGAGUUGUGCCUCGCCGCGCUCCGACCACCUUCGUCACACGAGCGACCAGAGCAAUAUCGUAGCCUCCUUGUCGGCCACCUCUUUUUUCGCAAUGCUCAAUGGGAUGGCCAUCAACUCAGCCUCUUGUCGGGGGAAGGCAGCGAUGGCACGAGUGGGUUGAUUCAACGUAGCAGUCCACUCGAGCUCUUUGCUUGGGUAAGGGGCGACAUCACCGACCUUGACGUGUUUUCAUGCCCAGUGUACACGUACUACUUCACCCACGCUCCUGCAGCAUCCUGGACCUCGCCCAUCGAAUCGACGCACGUGACCACGAUAUACGUUCCGAUUCCACCGCGAGCAGCCUCCCACUACCACGCCAAGGGCGUCGUGUGUGUUUUGAACGAAGCAUUUAAAGCAUAA
Aphanomyces invadans is the source of this 7878-nucleotide messenger RNA. RefSeq lists its product as hypothetical. Gene Ontology annotation, cellular component: dynein complex. Gene Ontology annotation, biological process: microtubule-based movement. The record is from RefSeq and is a predicted model, not a curated record. Gene Ontology annotation, molecular function: dynein intermediate chain binding; ATP binding; dynein light intermediate chain binding. The transcript has 33 exons. NCBI's taxonomy places the organism in Eukaryota, Oomycota, Saprolegniomycetes, Saprolegniales, Verrucalvaceae. The coding region runs from base 1 to 7878 and encodes 2625 amino acids.